This is a messenger RNA of Strongylus vulgaris, 462 nucleotides long. Lineage: Eukaryota; Metazoa; Nematoda; Chromadorea; Rhabditida; Strongylidae. The record is from the annotation of a GenBank genome assembly.
AUGAUAAGACUGUUAACCUCGCUCUGUGCAUUUCAUGCCUGGCUAUCCGAAGUUGAAGACUCCCGAACAGAAGGUGGCUAUGUUGGCUCAGAAGAAGGGCCGUCAAGCGAUGAUAAAGAAUACUAUUUACUUUGUCGUAGACGUGCAUCCCCGGUAUUGAAACGACGUCGUUUAUCGGAAUCCGCACGAUUUAGUGAAGCUGAAGGAAGUAUAGUUUCAUGUACCGCUUUUGUACAUGUAAUGGAAAGAGUUGAUGGUACGGUUUACGUGCGAUUCUGCUUAGAGCAUGCUGGGCACGUUCCUUCCGAUCAGCUGAGACAAUCACCGCCACCUGUCGCAAGAGCCAAAAGAAAGAGGCAUGUGAUUGCUGGUUGUUUACUCAGCCGGGAAUACCUAGAACCUCAGUUUGCGCAUUUAGAUCGAAUCUUAAGCGCUCUGCUCAAAGCAUCAGUGAUACUUUAA